GCAUUAUUAAUCGUCUUCACUAAGAAAAGAUCAUUUUCACUUCAUGCACAUCCAGCCUCCCAAAUGUAUCGUUAAAUCACACAAUAUAUUAGCAUAAUAUCAGAAACAGUAAAAGGAUUUGGUUAGUGCCGGGCUUUGUUGCUGUAGUUGGCCUUAUGCUUUUGGCAGCUUUCAUGUGACAAUUUAAGUUCAUUUACAUUACGGAAGGGCACAUUAACCUACAUACUGAUUUUUGAGAACUGGGUGAACUCUGUGGAAUUGAUUGAUUAAUUGUGUCUUGAAGCAGUUGAGGUUAAACUGAGUACUUGAUUUGGAAAUUGAGCAACGCUUUGCCAACUCUUCUGGGAACUAUUCCCGUUGUUCUCCUCAAUACAACAGUGGCAUGCAACAAAGCAGCAGUUCACAUCAUUCAAAGAGUCUGCUAUUUAAUUAAUGAUUUAAAAAGACAAUAAUCUUUUACAGCAGUAUUUUUUUGUGUAUCUAAAAUAGUUUUGGUAGGUGGUAGUUUUGGCUACCUUAUUUGGCAAAAAGAGGGGGAAAACAUAUUUGGAACACCUAUAAAUAUGACUUAGCACAAAGUGGAAACUAUAACCAUCUGCAACCUAAACAUCACUGACAUUCGAGCUGGGUGAUAUUGUCUUUCAUAUCACGGUAUAAUGAAUGAAUCCCUUCAUGGUAACGUGAAUGUCAGUCAAUAAUGACCAUAAUUAGAAUUUUUGUUAGAUCUUUUGUUUUGGACCUCAUGCAGGUGUACCUAAUGUUGGGGCCUGUUAGUGUACAGUACUGUAUGUCUUUGUCCUUUCACCACCAAAAAGUGACAACCCUCUUUGACACAGGUAAUAGUAUACAAUCAUGUCUAUAAAGCCGUGAUUGUGAACAUCAAUGUGUUACUGUGAAACAUAGUUUCUUAAAUUAUCAGUGGACUGGUUCAAUGGCAAACUUUAAAUUGGGAUAGACAUUGUUCAAGUCGAAAACGCAAAAUGUUUUUUCUUAUAGACCAGCAGUGUUAUUUUCGCUGUAAUGUGUACUGAUUAGUUCUGUCCUGUGUGACAUUCCUCUGGCCUUAAUUGACCGCGUGGUGCCUGCUCCAUACAAUGAGAACGUGUCCAUCCAUCAAGAAUAGCUGUUUGUGUCUCAAGGAUGAGGAAUUCUCUGCUCUAUUGUCACGUUGCCACACUUCUGUCCUGUUGACACAUCAGAUGUUUGUCAGUACCUGCAGGGAUUCUGUUAAUAAUCUCUAAAGGCUCAGACAGCCCGACAUCGCAUACAAAGGAUGUGAACACGCACACGCGAGCCAUGAAGCUCAAGCACCAGGCGCUCCAAGACCAACUCGAGCUGUGCCUCCUGGAGCUGAAGAAACUCUGCAUUCGUGAAGCAGAACUGACAGGCCGGCUCUCAGGAGAUUAUCCUCUGCUGCCAGGAGAGAAGCCUCCACAGAUCCGGAGACGCAUCGGAGCUGCUUUCAAGCUUGAUGAGCAAAGCAUCCCCCGGGGAGUGAAGGAGUCGGCCCUAAAUCUUGUUGAUGCCGAGUUGGCUCUUCAGUUUAAGAUCUAUGAGGCAGCACGCAAGCUUUGCGAGGAGAACCACCUGAGUAAGGCUGUUAGAAAGAGUCGACUGAAGCAAUCUAAGCAAGAGGAGAAGAAACUCAAACAUUUACAAGAGACCGCUUUCCACCUGCGGCUGGAGCACGGCCGAUCAUCACCUCUUCCUGCUUUUAAUAUCCCACGACAAGAUCUUGUUGCGUCUGAUGACAGCUCUUUAUCUGAUUCAGUGGUUCAAGACGAAGAAGGGCCGAGUGAGUCUUCACAGCCAUCCUCGGUCCUCCCAUAUUCAGGAGAGAUGGACUCUCCACAGCCACCCACUGUGUCUUCAAAGUCCUACACAGACGGUUCCUAUCGAUCACCAUCUGUGGGGCCUCAGACACCAAGCUCAUCGCCGCAUCCUAGCCUUGACUUUUCAAUGAGUUUUAACUCAAGCCCCGCAUAUGACACGCCUCCGAUCCAGCACUCCCCGUGGUCAGAGACAAGCCUUGACCAGCCAUACCAGAAGAGCAAAAAGUCACGGUCCUCCUCCAAAGAAAGUCCAGCCAAGAAUGAGUUACUACCACCACUGGAGGCUUGCUUGCCACUUUCUGCUCUGCCACAGCAGCUCUCCCAUUUGAAACUGAGCCGUACACAGUCUAACAGCACGCCUUCCAUGUCAGAGAUGCGCAUACACAGGCAGCUCUCUCUCAGGAUAUCUAACCCUGAAUCUUCACUCGGACCAGACAAGGACCGUGGUCGCGCCAGGGGUCGAAGGAGGCGACUGACAGAUUUAAACAAAACACCAUCAGAAGCUUCUCCUCUCAUGUUUAGUUGCGUAAACAAUGCAGGCUCUGAGGAUAGCAACUCCGAACACUCGUUUGCAUCCUACAGCAGCUCCCCCAGUCAAGAGCUGCCUUGUGAUUUGCCUAAACACUAUCAGGCUGCCUCCCCGCUCUCUGCUCCAUUUGGUAGCUAUGGACCUCAAGCCUCCCCAAAUUCUGGAGUUUACCACAGUCCCAGACACCAGUCCAAUCUAAGUGUCCACAAAGCCUAUUACAAUGAGGAAGUGGUUUACCCUCCGUAUGUAGACAUGCCGUGGAGCUAUUACACCUGUCAGUCUCCCUGCCCCCCCAGCAGAUAUGAGUACCGCUACAAAGAAGCUCCUGUGCCCCUGCAGAGAGUACCAAGGCAUUUGGCUCCUGAUAGCAGACACUCUCCCCCCUCAGCACAAUGCGAUCAUCCACAGUACCACUCCAACUGCCUCCCACGGCAAGUGGUGAACGAACAGCUGAAAUCGUGGCACUGGCGCAGUCAGCUCAAAGGACCCAGAUCACGUUCACUUGACAGACAGGGAGCAGUAAGGGUAAAAAGCAUGGCGGCUCUGGAGGCAAUCCGAUAUCAAAAUCAGAAGUACCAGGAGCAGGUCAUCCAAAGAAGAGCUCUUCAAUUGUCCACAAAUGACUCUCAAGAACACUGGCCUGUAGACGAUGGCACUCACUAUAUGAGUCAAGUGUGACACUGUGAGAGUGAAUCGGUUUGGACCAAGUGAGAGAAAUCUUACUUGAUUUCAUUUGGACUCGUUGCAAAAAUCAGCAGUUGAAUAAUCAAAUCUCACCUGUAUGGGGGAAAACAAUGCAGGCUAUAAAUGAUUUUGUGAUGUUUUGAGAUAAGUGUCACAAAUUUGGAACGUGAACAUGAAUACCAAUAUGAACUGAAGGGGCCAAAUAACCACAAUUACUUAAAGCAGUGUUUUACCACUAGGUGUCUUCAAACUGUCACCAUGUUGACCAUACUAUUUCAAGUACUUGUAUGAAGAAUAUGAACCACCAUUCUAAGAUAUUGUAAAUGAGUAACGUGCCCUAAAGUGUAGGUAGAAUAUUUUUGUGGUCCUGGAUCAAUCAGCAUGCCAGUUUUGCUACUUUGAAAUUGGCAGAAUAGUCUUGUUUACCCACAAUUACUUGUUUGUUUGUUUUUUAAAUAUACCAGUUAUUGUUAAUUACUGAUGUGCCCAUGACUUAACUAGUUGAAACUAUGCUGCUGCUCUGCUAACACACAGUACAUAAGAUUCAAAGUACCAUGGUAUGAAAAAAGACGAUGCUUGGCAGCUAUGUACAUGUCAAAUGAAAAUAUGUGAGAUUGUGAUUACAGACCAAAUUUUAGUUUGGCAAUGUGUCACGAAGUAGAAGUCGCUACAGUUUAACGACAUUCACUCACAGCCUCUUACUGCGAUAUAUUUAUCUGUUAAUUUAUUUGUGCUGUGAAAUCAACUGAAGUCAGACUUGAAAUCAGUGAAGCUGCAGGGUGAGUUUAUGAAUGCAUGAUGCAGUAAACAUUUGUAUAAAAGUGACCAAAAUCAUGUUUCCUUGUGUGCAUUUUUAUUGUCUUAUUUUUUUAUUUAACCAUUUUAGAUGCUGUGGUUAAAAUGAAACUCUUGUUGUAAUAUUGUUGCAUAUGCGGAAAUGUUUUCAUGUGGAAUAAAGUCUUUUUACAACUGUA
Molecule: messenger RNA, 4019 nt
Organism: Phyllopteryx taeniolatus (common seadragon)
Lineage: Eukaryota; Metazoa; Chordata; Actinopteri; Syngnathiformes; Syngnathidae
Gene: inavab
Product: innate immunity activator b
Exons: 9
Coding region: 1297-3039 (580 amino acids)
Biological process (GO): adherens junction maintenance; positive regulation of protein ubiquitination
Source: RefSeq, a predicted model, not a curated record